AUGGCUGAGCAGGACCCAGCCUCAGGCUGCCUGCAUGGAAAGAAGCAGCUGCCAGCUUUCACCUGGGAGGUGAGGGCCAACGACCGAAACUACCACAUGCAAUUCAAGAAGAAAUUUGCUUUCUGUCUGACCAAGAAGAAGUAUGCGGGCAACGCCAUUAAGACAGCCAAGUACAACAUCUUUACCUUCCUGCCGCUGAACCUCUAUGAGCAGUUCCACCGAAUGGCCAACGUCUACUUCGUCUUUGUCAUCCUCUUACAGACCUUCCCUGAGAUCUCCACGCUGCCCUGGUACACUCUGCUGUUCCCCCUGAGCUGCCUUCUCACCAUCCGGGGUCUACGAGACCUGAUCGAUGACAUUGGCCGUCACCAAAGUGACAGAAACAUCAACAGCAGGCCAUGUGAAAUCCUGUCUGGGAAGAGCUUCCGCUGGCAGAAAUGGCGUGACAUCUGCGUCGGGGAUAUUGUCCGCCUGCGUAAGGAGAGCUUCGUCCCGGCCGACAUGCUCUUGCUGUGCAGCUCGGAGCCCAGCAGCCUGUGCUACGUGGAGACUGCUGACAUCGAUGGGGAAACAAACCUGAAGUUCAGACAAGCCCUUCUGGUCACCCACCAGGAGCUGGUGAGCGAGGAGAGCAUGGCUGCCUUCGAUGGGAGAGUGAUCUGCGAGGAGCCCAACAGCCGCAUGCACAGCUUCACCGGCACGCUGGAGUGGAGGGGCGAGACCUACUCACUUGACAGCGAAAGGAUCUUGCUGCGAGGCUGCAAGCUUCGCAACACUGACGUUUGCUACGGCUUGGUUAUCUACGCAGGAUUUGAUUCCAAAAUUAUGAGGAACUGUGGAAAGAUCAAGCGGAAGAAAACCAAGCUGGACCGCAUGAUGGACCGGCUGGUGAUCAUAAUCUUCCUGGUGCUGUUGGUCACGUCGCUGUGCCUCGCCGUUGCCUCUGGGUUCUGGGCCAGGAUGUUCCAGGAGAAGCACAGCUACCUCUCUGCUCUCUACAAGCACACAACUCCUGCCCAGCAGGCCUUCUUCAACUUCUGGGGCUUCACCAUCCUCCUGAGCGUCAUCAUACCCAUGUCCAUGUAUAUAACGUUUGAAUUCAUCUAUCUGGUGAACAGCUUUUUUAUCAACUGGGAUCUGGAAAUGUAUUACGCUGUCAAGGACAUUCCAGCAAAAGCCAGAAGCACCAGCCUCAAUGAUCAGCUCGGCCAGAUUGAAUACAUCUUCUCGGACAAGACUGGCACCUUGACACAAAACGUUAUGAGCUUCAAGAAAUGCUGCAUCAAUGGGACCAUCUAUGGUAACUUUUGGUGGACGCAAGGGUCGGGGUUGACCUGGAGCCACCAUGGGGAGAAAAAGUUGGACUUCUGCGAUGUGACGCUGCUGGAAGCCGCCCGGCGGGACAGUGACCCCGUGCUGAGGGAGUUCCUGAGGCUGCUGGCCCUCUGCCACACUGUCAUGGUGGAGGAGAAGGGCGACCAGCUGGUUUAUCAGGCAGCUUCACCGGACGAAGAAGCGCUGGUGUUGGCAGCCAGGAACUUGGGGUACGUCUUUCUGGCCCGAACACAAGACACCAUCACCAUCAGUGAGCUGGGGGUGAAGAGGACGUACAAAGUACUGGCCAUGCUGGACUUCAACAGCGAUCGCAAGAGGAUGUCUGUUCUGGUGCGAGAUCCCCAGGGCACGAUCCGGCUCUACACCAAGGGGGCUGACACGGUCAUCCUGGAGAGACUGCAGAGGCGAGGGCCCAAUGAGACCUUCACCGAGAUGGCGCUGGAUCGCUUUGCAGAGGAGACACUGAGGACUUUAUGCCUGGCCAGCAAGGAGGUGAGCGAGGUCGAGUACAGCGUGUGGAGCAGAAGGCACCACGAGGCCAGCGUCCUGCUGCAGGACCGCGUGCAGGAGCUGGACAAGCUGUACGAGGAGAUGGAGCAGAACCUGCAGCUGCUUGGGGCCACGGCCAUUGAGGACAAGUUGCAAGAUGGCGUCCCUGAGACCAUCCAGCUGCUGAAACUGGGCAACAUUAAAGUGUGGGUGCUGACGGGAGACAAACAAGAGACUGCAAUGAACAUUGGCUACGCGUGCAAGCUGCUCACGGAUGACAUGGAGAUCCUGGAGGAGAAGGAGAUCAGCGAGAUCCUCAAGGCUUACUGGGUGAGCAACAACCUUAGCGGCAGCGGGGAAGCCCUGUGCAGCGGCCACCUCUCCCAGCAGCGCCCGGAGGCUUCGCACCACAAGAAGAGAGCUCUCAUCAUCAGCGGGGACUUCCUGGACAAAAUCCUCCACACGGGAGAGGUGCUGAAGGAGAAGGGGCGGCUGUGGCGGCGGCUGGCUUGCUGCAGGGCUAUAGGCUCGCAGGAACAGGGCAGUCUGGUGGAGAAAGCCUUCGUGGACUUGGCCACCAGCUGCCAGGCGGUGAUCUGCUGCAGGGUGACCCCCAAGCAGAAAGCCCUCAUCGUGCAGCUGGUGAAGAAGCACAAGAAGGCCAUCACGCUGGCCAUUGGGGACGGGGCCAACGAUGUCAACAUGAUCAAAACCGCUGACAUUGGGGUGGGCAUCAGCGGGCUGGAGGGCAUGCAAGCCGUGCAGUGCAGCGACUACGCCCUGGCACAGUUCUCCUACCUCCAGCGCCUCCUGCUCGUCCACGGCCGCUGGGCCUAUCUCCGCAUCUGCAAGUUCCUCUCCUACUUCUUCUACAAGACCUUCGCUGGCCUCAUGGCCCAGAUCUGGUUCGCUUUCCACAGCGGAUUCACGGCUCAGCCUCUGUAUGAGGGCUGGUUCCUUGCGCUCUACAACAUUUUCUACACUGCCUACCCUGUGCUGUCCAUGGGCAUUCUGGAGCAGGACGUGAGUGCCAAGAAGAGCCUGGAGUUCCCUGAGCUCUACGUGAUCGGGCAGAAAGACGAGCUCUUCAACUACCGCGUUUUCGGUGCCACCCUCCUGCACGGGGUCAGCACCUCACUCGCCAGCUUCUACAUCGCGCUCUGGGCCUUCGAGGACCGCGUCGGCAGCAAGGCUGUCGGCGACUACGAGUCCUUUGCCGUCACGGUGGCCACGUCGGGGUUGCUGUCAGUCCUUGUGGAGAUCAUCCUGGACACCAAGUUCUGGACAGCGUUGUCCUUCCUGAUGGUCACAGCCAGCCUGCUGCUCUUCUGCCUCUUCUCGUUCCUGACCCAAAGCAUCGAUGCCUUCAGGAUAGCCCCUGCCGUCUUCCACUUCCCAGGCGCCAUCUCCUCUUUAGACCCCUCAACACCUUCAUGGGUGGGGGCUGUCCCCCGACAGUUGUUCCCUCUGUCCUCUCCACCUUCCCUGCUUAAACAUCACCCACCGACUUCUUGCGUUGACAGAUGCCAGCCGGAAUGCCCUGACCGACCCCUACGUCCUCUCGUGGUCCUGCUGUCCCUGGUGGUGAACACCAUCCCCUCGCUCACCGUCCACUUGUACCGCACCAUCGCGGGCAAAACCACCAUCCAGCAGAAGAUCCGCUUGAAGGCCAAGCGGGAGCCGGAGCCCUCGGUGGAGCUGCGCGCCCACGUCCCUCGCGGCUCCUUCCACCGCCGCUCCAGCUACGCCUUCUCCCACCAGGAGGGCUACGCCGGCCUCAUCACCCGCGGGGACAGCCUGCGCGCCGGGGCCACCCGCCACACCGCCCCAGGUCUCCUGCACCCAGAGACAACCCCGGCUUUGUCCUCCUUCCCCAGCCCCUCAGCAUAG
This is a messenger RNA of Gymnogyps californianus (California condor), 3714 nucleotides long. It is a transcript of the gene ATP8B3, whose product is annotated as ATPase phospholipid transporting 8B3. Lineage: Eukaryota; Metazoa; Chordata; Aves; Accipitriformes; Cathartidae. Gene Ontology annotation, molecular function: ATPase-coupled intramembrane lipid carrier activity; ATP binding; ATP hydrolysis activity. The record is from RefSeq and is a predicted model, not a curated record. Gene Ontology annotation, cellular component: plasma membrane. The coding region runs from base 1 to 3714 and encodes 1237 amino acids. The transcript has 26 exons. Gene Ontology annotation, biological process: phospholipid translocation; Golgi organization.